Carassius gibelio (silver crucian carp) is the source of this 2206-nucleotide messenger RNA. RefSeq names its product STIP1 homology and U-Box containing protein 1 (gene stub1). The coding region runs from base 424 to 1278 and encodes 284 amino acids. The transcript has 8 exons. Gene Ontology annotation, biological process: protein polyubiquitination; proteasome-mediated ubiquitin-dependent protein catabolic process; protein quality control for misfolded or incompletely synthesized proteins. Gene Ontology annotation, cellular component: cytoplasm; Z disc. The record is from RefSeq and is a predicted model, not a curated record. Gene Ontology annotation, molecular function: ubiquitin protein ligase activity; protein-folding chaperone binding. NCBI's taxonomy places the organism in Eukaryota, Metazoa, Chordata, Actinopteri, Cypriniformes, Cyprinidae.
GCCGCUAGUGUUCCGUUUCUGUACGUCAUUACGCUUGUAGAUCGUCACCUCCGGGCGACGUCACCGUGACGUUACAGUCAAAACAACCGAAACAUCAUGCUAGCGUCUCAAACCCGCGAGUAAAAUGUCGUGUUUUUAACAAACGCCGAUGAAAACGUCAGAGAUUUGUCAUCUUAAUGUCAUGAUCGUGGCGGACUAUGAGUUUGGCAGUGUUUUAUUCGGAAUAAGGGAUCAAAAAGUGAUCACGAGCACGAGUGUCGCGACCGGUUUGCUAACGACAGGCGUCAGUCCAGUAGUUAAACCCGUGAGAGGUUUGCUCCAGGCAGGUAUCUAGGUCCCCGGGACGGGCCGGUGCUCACCGAAGAGACGGGGAACAGGAUCGGGAAGCAGGGGGGAGCGGCCACCGCAGAACCUGUGGAGAAGAUGGCAAGCAGCCCCGAGAAAAGCUCCUCGGCACAGGAGCUAAAGGAGCAGGGCAACCGCAUGUUCCUCAGCCGAAAGUACCAGGAGGCUGCCACCUGCUACAGCAAAGCCAUUAAUCGUAACCCGUCGGUGGCCGUGUACUACACUAACAGAGCGCUGUGCUACGUGAAGCUGCAGCAGUACGACAAGGCACUGGCCGACUGUAAACACGCCCUCGAGCUCGACAGCCAAUCAGUGAAGGCACACUUUUUCCUGGGCCAGUGUCAGCUGGAGCUGGAGAAUUAUGAAGAGGCCAUCGGCAAUCUACAGAGAGCUUAUAACCUGGCGAAGGAACAGCGGUUGAAUUUUGGAGACGAUAUCCCAAGUGCUCUUCGCAUUGCCAAGAAGAAACGCUGGAACAGCAUUGAAGAGAAGCGAAUCAGCCAAGAAAACGAGCUGCACGCUUAUCUCAGCAAACUCAUCCUGGCCGAGAAAGAGCGAGAGUUAGACGACAGCGUGAAGCAGUCCGACGACAGUCAGAACGGAGGCGAGAUCAACAAGCUCAGAUCCAAACACGAUAAAUAUUUGAUGGAGAUGGACGAGCUUUUCUCUCAAGUAGAUGAGAAGAGGAAGAAGCGAGAGAUCCCGGAUUAUCUGUGUGGGAAGAUCAGUUUUGAGCUGAUGAGAGAGCCCUGCAUUACUCCUAGCGGCAUCACCUACGAUCGCAAGGACAUCGAGGAGCAUCUACAGCGUGUUGGCCAUUUUGAUCCAGUGACCCGCAGCCCGCUGACCCAGGAUCAGCUGAUCCCCAAUCUGGCCAUGAAGGAGGUGAUCGAUGCUUUCAUCCUGGAGAACGGCUGGGUGGAGGACUACUGAACACACACACACACACACACACACACACACACACUCGAGCGGACCCCAGCGGUCUCCUCACGCCCAAUCGAAUCCUCUCUUGUAUGUUCAUGCACUUUAAUCAGUGGAGCUUUGCUGUGGAGUAUCUCACCUGCAGGAGUCACCUGACCCUCUUUCUCGCCAUCUUUCGACUGUCCUUCUUUACCAGACAGAAUAAUCGCCCCGUCCUGCAGGUUUAGUUCGGACACUUGCUUUCAAUCAGAAACAUUGGCUAAUGUUAGCUGCACGUUAUGAUGCUGUAAUUUCUCAUUGAAUGUUAAAAUAGCAACAUUAUUGAUGACACUUCACUAAUAAUCAUUCAGAGGAAACUUGCGCAGGUUGGUGUGUGUGUGUGUAUGACACCUACGAGAUCUAUAUGCAGAAUGAAUGCGAUAUAUGCGAGUGUAAAAAGUUCUAACGUAAGUAGAAUGUUUCUAAGAUGCUUCUCGAGCUUCGGGUUCUAGCAAGAUGCCGAUUAAUUUUUUUUUUUUUUUUUUUUUUUUUUUUGUAAAGAGCAUUAAAACAUAUUCAGACAUCCAUGUACCGGCUGCCAAUCACUGAAACCGAACUGAGAAUCUGUGGCAUGCAGAUGACAUCAUCAUCAUCAUUAUGGUGUAUUAUAUGUUAACUCUCACUAUGUGUGUGUCUGUGCGUUAUAACGAGAGGUAAGUGAUUAUUUCACACUAUUGAUUUUGUCUAUCUCUUUGGACCUGUGGGGAGUUUUCUGUUUCCUGUCAUGAACACACACUUCCUGUUUAGUAUCAUUAUUUUACAGAGAGCCCUUGUUAGCCGCUGGACUUCAGAGAUCCCGAACUGUUUGUCCGACUGGGUUCAAAUAUUCCCCAGGUGUAACGAGUUUAGGCUGGAUGCAUGUUCAAUAAAUGUUCUUUUUGUUUCUUUUUGUAACAAA